Molecule: messenger RNA, 3901 nt
Organism: Penaeus chinensis
Lineage: Eukaryota; Metazoa; Arthropoda; Malacostraca; Decapoda; Penaeidae
Gene: tos
Product: exonuclease 1-like
Exons: 11
Coding region: 802-3165 (787 amino acids)
Biological process (GO): DNA recombination; mismatch repair
Cellular component (GO): nucleus
Molecular function (GO): metal ion binding; 5'-3' DNA exonuclease activity; 5'-flap endonuclease activity
Source: RefSeq, a predicted model, not a curated record
CUCAUGUUUAUGUUCGCAAUUGUAACAAAAAAUGCAUAUAAUUGUUUUGUACAGCACUAUAAUGCAGCAUGUUUGAAAUAAUUUCUUACUGAAGUUUUCUAUCAUAUUACUAUCUAAGUGUUCGUGUCUACCGCAUAUAUAGGUAGCUAUAUUUUAUAGAGCGCAAAUAUGUUUGAAGAUAGCAGUAACUUCCAUGUAUUUUGGUACGGCUGACAUAAACUUUCAGGCUUGCCUUGCUGAAAUUAUGCUCCAUAACAUUAUAUGUAUAUCAUGGGAUCUACCGAAAUUGAAGACAUGAAGAUAUCGUCUGCUGGCGAAGAGAAACCCAUAGACAUUUGGCAGUCAGGAAAUCAUUGCCACAGUAGAUAUUUUCCUAUUCAGAGCACAAUGUUAUAAACCUAAAAAAAUAUAUAUAUAUAUACAUAUAUAUAUAUAUUGGCAUAGCCAGUAAAUACGUUCUCCAUUUAAUAUGAAGGUCCUAUAAUUAAUUCGCAAGUUAGCUAUGUAAAAGGUACAUUUGGGUAUUAUUAGCGUCUUUUGUUUGAAAUGAAGACACAUUGAAUUCAAAUAUAGUAUACAAAAUAUUCGAUAACAUAGCUAUUCAACAAAAAGAGCAAAAUAUAUUGUGAACAAUAAGGAAGGGAUCAUAUGUUCUUUAUAUUCACCAUCCCUUUGCGCGCCACUUACUCGUAAACACUCAAGAAUUCGGCAAAAGUGGAGAUGGUGCUACCGCGAUGAGAAAUUGUAAAUGAACACCUCUAACACGAUAUAUAUUAGGAAACCCUUUCGCGUGACGACAAAAUGGGUAUCCAGGGCUUACUUCCAUUCCUUAAAAAGGCUUCAAGAGCAGCGAAUCUCCGUGACUUUAAGGGUCAAACUGUGGCCGUGGAUGCCUAUUGCUGGCUACAUAAAGGGGCUUUCUCUUGCGCAGAUAAACUUGUUCGUGGAGAACCAACGGAUGGAUAUGUGUUGUAUAUUAUGAAACAGGUCAACCAGCUCCUGAGCUAUGGUAUUAAGCCAAUCCUAGUGUUUGAUGGAUGCCAUCUUCCAUCAAAAGCCAUCACUGAGAAAAAAAGAAGAGAGAACCGUGAAAAAAAUCGCAAGAAAGCCAAAGAACUCUUACGUGAAGGGAAGGCAAAAGAGGCACGAGAAUGUUUCCAGCGAUGUGUUGAUAUCACAUCAGAAAUGGCAGCUGAUACCAUCAAGGCUUGCCGUGCUAGAAAUAUAGAUGUUAUAGUGGCCCCAUAUGAAGCAGACUCACAGCUAGCUUACCUGAACCUGAGUGGCAUUGCUCAGCUUAUCAUAACAGAAGAUUCUGAUCUGAUCCUCUUCGGCUGCAAGAAAGUUCUGUUCAAGAUGGACAAUAAUGGAGGAGGUAUCUUGGUGGAGCAAGAACAGCUGCAUGUGUCCAUGAACAUGCCACGAGACAAGUUCACUUUUGACAAGUUCAUAAACAUGUGCAUCCUCUCAGGUUGUGACUACCUCCCCUCAUUGCAUGGCAUUGGACUUGCCAAGGCUUGCAAGUUCUUCAGUAUUACCACAAAUCCAGAUAUACAUAAUGUUUUAUGCAAGCUACCGUCUUACCUGAAAAUGCCCCACCUAGAAGUGACCAAAGAAUAUCGAGAUGGAUUCAUGCAAGCCAAAAAUACAUUCCUCUAUCAGCUGGUGUUUGACCCAGUGGAGCGCACCCUUCGUCCCCUCCAGGAGUAUCCCGAGGGCAAGGGACCUGAAGAUUAUCCCUAUGCAGGCAGGUUUGUAGGGCACGAGAGAGCUCUGCAAAUAGCAUUGGGAAAUGUGAAUGUUCAGACAGGAGAGAAGGUGGAUGACUUCUGUCCUGAGACAUAUGUUCCCCCAGAGCCAAAGUCAUCAGGAUGGGAUAAGCGUGGGGACAUCUGCACCGCCCAUCGCAGCAUAUGGAGUAGAGACUUCACCCCAUCCAAGGUGGUUCCUGCAGUGCCUAGUAUCCUGGGCGGCUCAGAGAAGCAGAGCACCCUUGGGAAGGAAUUAUUAGUAUCUUCUACUCCAGUCCUAAAGAGAAAAUUUAAACCAGAACCAGUACCAGAUGAUGAUGGUUUUCCCACUGAAGAUGAACUACAAGAUUUAUAUGGUUUGCCUGCUAAACGUAAGAAGGAAGAAGCACCAGUUGACAGUUACAUUGCUGAUGAAGACAUAGCUGGGAAAACAGCCUUGGAUCAUUUAUCCGAAGGACUUGAUUUUGAGGAAGAAAAAGUAAAAAUGGAAGUAGGAGAUUUGUCACCAGAGCUGAAAACUGAAAGUCCUUCAGCUAAGAGCAAUAGGUCCAAAAAUCCAUUUGCUAAGGCAAAGUCUCCUAUUAAACCUGCAGGACAAUUCAGUGCACUUAAGAGAUUUACCAAAAUCAGGAAAUCAUUGGAAAAGUCAAACACAGUUGUGCAGAGCAGGUACUUUGCCAAGGCAGUGCCUAGUGCCACAAAUAACCAGGGUGAAAAGAAAAGUGAGGAAGAAGAAAAGCCUGAACCCAAAGCACUAGAUGGAGAAGUAAUAGACCACCAGAAGGUUAAGUUAGAGAGUGAAUUACAGAUUAAAACAGAAGAUGAAAAAAUACCCAGUGAAUCUCAUGAUGAACUUGUUAAAGCACCUUUGUCUCCUGUUAUAAACAAUAUUCAGAAAAAUAACAAAAACAGCACAUUCAAGUGGGGGAAACUGUCAGAUAAGUUUGGAUUUAAAGACAAAGUCAAGAUAGAGAGCAGCCCAUCAACAAAGUACACUUUCAAGGCUGUCACUAAAACACCAAGCACAAGAGAAACUGAUGAAAGUAAAGAAAAUGCUGUCAGUCUGUCCCAGAAAUCAGAUCCUAGGGAACUGCCACUUUCUCAGAGCAGUUUAGUAUCUGAAGCUUCAGCAGUCAGUGAUGUAGGCUCAAUAGAUAAUGAAUCAUUUGGCCUAACACCUACUCCAGAAAUGUCAGCCAAGUGUGAUAAGGAUUCAGAAGUAGCAAGUCCUCCCUCCAUAACCAGUGCCAUGCCCAGUCAAAAGACACUUCUGUCCAACAAAGGUACAAAGAAUAGAGGAAGGGCAGUUGGUUUAUCCCGUCCCAGUGGAGCAAACAAGAAAAAUACAGAUAAGAAGCAGUUAAGCUUAAAGGAUAUGUUUGGCUUUAAAAAGGAUGCUCCUAAGCUACACUGAGGAAGACUUUGAAGCUACAACAGCAGUGACUGAAGAAAUAUCCAAGACACUGAUGUUGAACUCUUGUCACCAUCACCAGGAUUUUAAUAGGAAGUGGAGGUUUGUUAAUAAUAGGUGGCCAUUGUUAUUUCACUGCACAAUUUAUAUUUUGUUUAUACAAUAUUUAAUGCAUUCCUACAUUGUUGAAGAAAGUUUACAUUUACAAAUAUUUAACUUAGGGAUGACAGUCCUGCUCACAGUACAAAUUAAUAUUGACUGAAAGAUAGUAUUGGUGUGAUGCAUUACUUUACUUUUCUCAGGUCUGAUAUCUUAAUGAAUUGUGAAACAUCCUCUGAAACAGAUGAACAAAUAAAUCUUCCAGUUUAUUUUUACUUUUGUAUAUUUGUGGAAGUUCAAAAAUGAUAAACAAGCAAAUAUAAAAUAGUACCUGUCAGUCCUAGGAUUAUUUGUAAAUAACAGUGUCAUUUAUAAGGAAAUGGAACACACUACUCUCUGUAGUGUUGUUUUAAUUAGGCUUUUUCUUAAAAAAUAGAGGAACAAAAAUUAUCUGAAAUUUUGUUUUUUAAUUGUCUUUAGAUAAUUGGCAUAUUAACAGUACUUUAGGGAGUGAUCUCCCUAUUUUAACCCAAUGCCAACAGGUAUGACAUGUACGUACAUGCCAUGCCCACUGGGAGUUACUUGUUUGUUUUUGCACAUAGAUGGCUACACUUGUACUAAGUCACCAAUGAGCCAAUUA